Messenger RNA from Paramecium pentaurelia, 626 nucleotides. NCBI's taxonomy places the organism in Eukaryota, Ciliophora, Oligohymenophorea, Peniculida, Parameciidae. The record is from the annotation of a GenBank genome assembly.
AUGAUUUAAAAUUCUAUCAAGUAAAAUGAAGAUGAAUAUCUAAAGUUUUGUUUAGAUUGUUAUUAUACAAAAGAAGAAGAGUUUGAUAUAGGGUAAAAUGGAAUAUCAUUCAAAUAGAGUAAAACCAAAAAGUAAAAGGUUUUCUUCAUCUCUAGAAAAAUAAAAGUUUAUAGAGGAAUAUACAAAAAAGAAAAAGACAGAAUUAUGUAAGAACUUUAUGCUUAAAGGAUCUUGCAAAUUUGAUACAGAAGUAUUAUAUAAAAUUAUUGAUCAAGUGUUCAUAUGCUCAUGGAUAUGCUGAGCUUUUACCUAAGGUACAUCUUCAUUAAAACUACAAGACAAAACUAUGUAAAAACUUUAUAAAUAACGGUUGGUGCAAUUAUGGACAGAGAUGUUAAUAUAUACAUCCAGAAAAUUCAUUAAAUAAAAUUAAGACUCAUAAAUUACAAUCUUAUGAUAAAUAAGUAUCAUAACAAAAAAUUAAUGUAAACAAUUAGAAUUUAGCCGAAUAAAUUAUUAUUUUGUAUUCAGAAUUAUUAUAGAAACUUAGCUUUAGUCCAUAAUUUAGUAUCUCAAAUUUACCUAGAUUAAGUUAUUUUAUACGAUUAGGAGAGCAUAAAAUUUGA